Penaeus chinensis is the source of this 1410-nucleotide messenger RNA. Its product is annotated as metalloreductase STEAP3-like. Gene Ontology annotation, cellular component: endosome; plasma membrane. Gene Ontology annotation, molecular function: ferric-chelate reductase (NADPH) activity; cupric reductase (NADH) activity. Bases 29 to 820 code for a protein of 263 amino acids. The record is from RefSeq and is a predicted model, not a curated record. The transcript has 8 exons. Gene Ontology annotation, biological process: copper ion import. Lineage: Eukaryota; Metazoa; Arthropoda; Malacostraca; Decapoda; Penaeidae.
AAAGGUCGAAGCAACGGGCGGCAUUCCGAUGACCCACGCGGAAGCCCUGAGAGAGAGCAUGGUGGUGGUGUUGGCAGUGCCCUUCCAACACACGGGUUCUUUGCCCCUUAGCGGUCUUGCCAACAAGAUUAUCAUUGAUGUUAGCAACAGGAGCCCGAAAGACCGAGACUCAUCCGGGAGGAGCCAAGCAGAGCACCUCCAGAACCUGGUCCCCACCGCCAGGGUCGUCAAGGCGUUUAACGUCCUGUCCGCUUACACGCUCUCCAGGGGCAUCAGGGGCAGCAAGGAGGUCCCCGUGUGUGGAGACGACAGGGACGCGAGGCAGCUAGUGAGCGAGAUAGUGAAGGACCUCCGCCUGGAUCCGACGGACUUGGGCAGCUUGCACAGCGCCCGGGAAGUCGAGGAGAUCCCCUUCCAGUUCUUCACGGAGUGGAAGUUUGGCGUGAUCCUCUCCACGGUCGUCUGGUGCCUCAUGUUCGUUAUUACACUGUUCAGGUCCCAGCUAUGUUCUAACCUGGAGAACAUGCACAAGCCCAAUUUCACUUGGGACUGGAGUGGCUUUGACGGCAUCAUGAGAGACAACGUGAGCUCCUCCUCUGCCGGCACCGCCAUCACCCAGCUUGCUCUUUGUUACCUGCCAGGUGUUCUAGCUGCCUACAUCCAGCUUGCACGAGGAACCAAGUACUCUGAAUUCCCGAUGUGGCUGGACACUUGGCUCAAGGGGAGAAAACACAUUGGAAUUCUCAUGCUCUGGAACGCUGCUAUUCAUGCGAUUUUGGUCCUUAGCUACAGCAUGGGGAAGUGUUGGCUUGUACGAUAGCACCUACUCCUGGCGCGGCCCAACGUACGUCGCUUGCGGGGCGUUCACCCUCCUCCUCGCGGGCGUGCUGGGCGUGGCCUCCCUGCCCUCCGUGUCCGCCUCGAUGACCUGGAGGGAGUUUUCCUUCGUGCAGAGCCGCGUCGGGUGGCUCGUCCUGCUUCUGGCUUCCUUCCACAUCAUUUUCAACUUCUGGGACAGUCUGCUCAAGAAUCAUUUCUCUUGCUAUUUUCUGCCUUCGAUCGCGCAGCUGUGCAUCGUCCUCCCUCUGCUAACACUGGUCCUCAAACUGCCCCUCCUGACACCUUGCGUAGACCGGUCGCUCACGAGGAUUCGCCAGGGCUUCGAACGAGUGUCGCUCAACAGCCUCAGUGGAGUGUGAGCGAGCGCCAAGGAGGAGGAAUGCAAUGGCGUGUCUUUGUUUGUUUGUUGAUGUACUUAUUCCUUCGUUUUGGUGCUUGUUUGUUCGUUAGCUUAGCAAUAUCAUUAUUGUCUUAUUGUUAUUAUUAUUAUCAUUGCUCUUAUUAUUGUUAUUAUUACCAUUAUCAUUAUUAUUUUUAUUAUUAUUGUUGUUGUUACUAUUAUUAUUAUUA